AUUGGUAAAGACAUCCUUCGCAUACUUGCUCACAAGCCGACUUUUGAGGGACUAUCGCAGGAGCUCGACCGACGUCGCCCUCAACCCGCCUGGGCGGUGAUUGACGUGCUGCCUGCAUAUGAGGGUCCGCGAAUACUAGUUCUACUUUCCAACACGUGGCCACGGCUUGCUAAACCUGCUUCGCGCGUAAAACUUGGAGCCUGCGGGUCACCCAUUUCGACAUCGAGGUGACAUGCUCGACUCCUGCAGCAGCAGCGCUACCGCGCCGGCGGGGCAGCUGCGACCGGGGCCCGACGCCAAGUCGGGGACACAUUGGGCGUUUGCGACGGUGGUGCCGGCGCUGCGGAAAUGCGCCGCGCAGGCCACAGACAGCUCCUCCCAUGUAACAUCCGCCUCGGGCUGCGAAGCAGUGCCGCUCCCAGUGCCGAAGCGCCUUGACAGCACCUGCUCCACUGCCUCCACCGCCACACAGCCCGCCUCGCCCGCCCGCCCCCCUCGGCCGCCCUGCAAGGCCGACUACGCCUGGAUGCGCGUGAUCGGGGCCGGCAGCUUCGGCCGCGUCAGCCUGGCUCGCGAGCUGGAGGGCGGUCGGUUGGUUGCGAUCAAGACACUGAACAAGGUGGCCAUCAUCCGGGAAAAUCAGGUACAACACGUGCUGGACGAGCGCGCCAUGCUGGCACGUGUGGCGGGCUACCCCUUCCUCAUCAAUCUGCUCACCUCCUUCCAGGACACCGACAACAUCUACCUGGUCAUGGACUACGUGCCCGGUGGCGAGUUCUUCACGCACAUGCGCGACAACGGGCCGCUGCACGAGAUACACGCCCGCUUCUACGUGGCACAGAUCAUCUUGGCUCUGGAGCACCUGCAUGGCAAGGGCAUCGCCUACCGGGACCUCAAACCUGAGAACCUGCUCAUAGGCGCGGACGGCUACGUGCGGCUCACAGACCUGGGCUUUGCAAAGGUGGUCACGACGCGCACGUACACGCUGUGCGGCACGCCCGACUACCUGGCGCCCGAGGUCAUCAUGAACCACGGGCACACCACCGCCGUGGACUGGUGGUCUCUGGGCUGCGUGGUGUACGAGUUGCUACACGGCUUCCCGCCCUUCUACACAGGCAACCCGCAGGAGACCUACACGCGCAUCCUGAACCGCAGCUUCCAGUUCCCAUCCAAGUUCGGGCCCUACGCCGUGGACCUCAUCGACAAGCUGCUCACGGUGAACCCCGCCACCCGUCUGGGCGCCGGAGCCGAGGGCGUGCAGGCGGUGAAGGACCACCCCUGGUUCACCAACCUGGACUGGGCGCUGGUCGCCGCAAAGGCCUACCAGCCGCCGCAUGUGCCAAAACUGGCGGCGCCCGACGACACGCGCUGCUUCGACAGCUUCGAGCACCUGCCGCCGCUGGAGUCGGGGGCCGGGCUGAGCAAGAUGCAGCAGGACUGGUUCCGGCCCUUCUCGGUGCCGCCCAUCCAGUAGUAGGAGGGAAAAGCGGAGAGGGGAGGAGGGAGAUUGGGAGAGGGAGGAGGGAGAGGGAGAGAGGGCCGGCUGCCGCCGGCCGCCGUGCGCAUGAUGCAGCGAGCCCCAGGUGCGGGCAGCAAGUAAGAUGGCGAAUGUGGAGGAGCUCAUCAUGCGUCACGUGGCAUCUGCCCAAAGUGCGGCUGUGCCGGCGGCAGCUGCUGCUGGGUGGAUGAGAGUGCAAGGGUGUGCGCGUCCGUGUGUCCGAGGGACUCGUGCGGAAUCGAACUGAGGGCGCGGCGGCGCCAGUGACCAUGUGCAGGUCCGGGAGGAGGGGAGGAGGACGGGAGGAUGGAGGAGGGGAGGAGGGUCCCAACGCACGGACACAACUUCAUUCCGUGCCGGGGUGCCGGGUGGCGCCCAUGCCCGGACGGCAAUGCAUGCGUGGAGGAUGGAGGCGGUGGCGGUGGGAGACGACAGGGCUCGGAUGGGAGGACGGGACGGCAUGCCUCAUCAGCGGGUACAAGGGCGAGAGCGCGUGUGCGUAUGUGAAUGUCUGUGUGGGUCGAAUGUGUGAUUGUGCGUGGAGCGUCCCGCCUCCGCUUCUAUGCCGCCCGUGACGGCGAGCGAGCGCAUGUGCUGAUGAUGAUGUUUCGACUGUACGACAGACCGAGGGAGGGAAGGGUGUGUUUUGUGAUGGCGCUGUGGGGCGGCGUUGGUCGGUUCAGUGGCAAGGUGGCCUAGGAGCUCGAAAGGGCAUUCAUUGCUUUGCGGAGUUUUGUGAAUUACGAUGGAGCUGGAGGAGGGCAACAAAGGACAUUCGUUUCGACAUGCAUGGUUGCAUGGGCGGCAUGUGAUUGUACAGUAGGUGAAGUGGCCACGGGGUGGUGCAGCGCUGAGACCGCGCGGCGCUUCCCACGGCGCUUCCAUGCAUAGAUUCCCCUGUCUGCCACAUCGCCAUGCACGAGCAUGAAGGAAGGACAUCGCGACGAUCAUGGACAGUCACCAGCAAUAGAUCUGGAAUAAUACCGGUAAAAAGGGCUGCGUGCUGAGCUGCUUGCGUUUGUCUGGCGCCAAGUAGGAGUGCAGUGCGCAGGUGGUGGAGUUGGGGUGCUGGCCGUGAAGGACGGGGCCGGUGCGGCGGUGGUAGCUGUGUGUGUCUAUGUGUGUGUGGCUGGCCAGCACAUUCCAAAUCAGUAGUAUCUAUGACCUGGCAUCCACGCUUGGCGUGGGAGCCAGAUGCUGUCGUGGUGAUGACCUCGGGCCACGCUCAGCAACGGCAUGGAGGUCCUUACUGUCGGCACGUUACACGACAAUCGUGACCGUGUAAAGAUCAUCACCG
This is a messenger RNA of Chlamydomonas reinhardtii, 2795 nucleotides long. RefSeq lists its product as uncharacterized. The transcript has 10 exons. Gene Ontology annotation, cellular component: cAMP-dependent protein kinase complex. Gene Ontology annotation, molecular function: cAMP-dependent protein kinase activity; ATP binding. NCBI's taxonomy places the organism in Eukaryota, Viridiplantae, Chlorophyta, Chlorophyceae, Chlamydomonadales, Chlamydomonadaceae. The record is from RefSeq and is a predicted model, not a curated record. Bases 233 to 1474 code for a protein of 413 amino acids. Gene Ontology annotation, biological process: peptidyl-serine phosphorylation; signal transduction.